Molecule: messenger RNA, 2995 nt
Organism: Strongylocentrotus purpuratus (purple sea urchin)
Lineage: Eukaryota; Metazoa; Echinodermata; Echinoidea; Camarodonta; Strongylocentrotidae
Product: cell wall protein DAN4-like
Exons: 6
Coding region: 488-2995 (835 amino acids)
Source: RefSeq, a predicted model, not a curated record
ACAAGAGAAAUAUAAGUUUGAUUGAUUACAAAUGAUAUGUUGACAUAAAGGAUUUCUUGAAUUCUUCUCAAGGUGUGUUUCUGAUUGGAAUUCUGAUAAGUUAGAUGAUUCAUAUACCCCGGUCACACCGAGUGACCGUUCUCAGACCUUGAGAUCACCGACUAGAUCGAUGCCACUGGGGUUAAUGUAACUGGUAACCGGUCUAUUGUUAGUCUAGUGUCGGUCUCACCGGGUGUGACUGAGGUUUCAAGGAUAGAUGCUGUCUGUCCUAUCCCACCUCCUCCACCAUUCCUCCAAAUAUGUCACAGACUAGAUGAUGAUCAGUUCGUCAUACCUAAUGUUGUUGUCAUUUAUACGUACAUCAUCUUGGCAUUCAGUCACCAGAAUCAAAGAAACGCUUUGAAAAGUUGCUUCUUUUAGAUCUCUUGCUCGUAAUCAAUUUGAAAUAGUUCUACUUAAAAGUGAUUUAUGAAAUACUGAUUUUGCAAUGGACAUGAAAAGGAAUAACUCUUUUUGCUUAUUCGUCAUUGAUUUGAUAUUUUUAGUUUCAUGGAUUCAACAAUCAAAUGGAGAAUGUGAAGCUCCUACCCUGUCGGAUGAGUCCCAAGUCAUUGUUACUCCUGACCAAAGUGUUUACAGCGAUUGGUCCUAUGUUCAACUAUCAUGUAAUGACGGCUAUACCGAAGGAGGGUCUGUCUACAGCUAUUGCUAUCCCGACACCGGCUGGAAUCCUGAUCCUUCCCUCUUCUUUUGCUAUGCUGGUUGUACAGCCCCAAACCUAACCUCUGACACGAUCCAAUACCCGUAUGGUGCUUCAUAUGCUGCUACACAAGACUCGUAUAUGCACAAUGACGUCAUCGUAUACACAUGCGCUGAAGGGUUAGAUGGGACUCUUGUAGGCCCUGAUCAGGCGACAUGUAUUGACGGCUCCUGGGAACCAUUCUUAGAACCUUAUUGUACAGAUUACACGACAGACUCUCCAAACAACGAUACAUCCGCUUCGUCUCCGACUCCUUCAGGAUCAACAAGCAAUACUCCAGAAACAUCUGGAUCGACUUCUCCUACAGAUCCUACACAAACUACAACAAUGUCACCAACAGUUACACAUACUAAUAUCCUUACUGCAGCCACAGAGGAUUCAUCUACAGAAUUUCCAACCCAGACCGCCACUGGACCUUCUACACUGACCACAGAUCCACUGGACGUGACAACAUUCCGUUUAACCACAACCAAAGAAAAAUCAGACCAUCCUACAACAUCAUCGGAUGAAGGGUUCCCCUCAACAGAUUUGCCUACUACCGGGAUGACUACUUUGGUCACCGAAACGACACAAUAUCUAGAAGAUGUCACUGGGGAUGUCGCAAUAACUACACCUGAUCCGGUAACAUCCAGUGUUACCUCGCAAGAAUAUUCUACACUGACAAUGAGUUCAGACCGUAUUUCCACUGAAACAGAAACGAUGGUAACCAAUCAAUUCACUUCCAUGUCCAGUAUACCACAGUCACACCCACAGCGGACAACAGACUUAGGGAAUUUUACAACUGAAACAAACAAUUUAGAUUUGACAGAUAUGGUAACUGAUCUCAUAUCUACAAACUUGGUUACAGAAACACAAACAGAAACCGAUGGAGUUAUAACCACUGAAGAUAUCUUAACAGAUAUCACCACGGCCUCGACGAAUAGAGUGACUACUGUCGCGACUGAGCUUGUUUCAAAACCAGACAUUGACAUAACUCAAAUUACAGAAGAAUUGGCUACCUCUAAUACUGUUAAUACCACUCAGAUAUUCGAUGUCACGCAAGAUACGUCUUCAUUAAUAACAAGUGCCACAGAGACUGUGGAAACCGAAGCAGGAACGACCUUCCAGACGGUUACAGAUGGUGACAUGACAACACAGAUCCAACAGUCACUUCCGACAAAUACGGAGCCUGAUUAUGAGUAUAUCACAACCACCGGCAAUGAGGUCAAUGGCACAACAGUUAUAUUUGGCACAGAGGCAAUAACGCCAUUUCCUUCGGAUACAACUACUGGUGUAGAGUCUAGCACUGAAGGAACUGUGACUGAUGGUAAAGAUGUUUUCUCGUCGAAAAACCCUAUCCCCACCACUGAGAAUGCAUUAACAACAGAUUUAGUAACUCCCCCAUACACAACAACAGGGUAUCAGGUAUCCCCGGAAGAAAAUCCGGAUUCAUCUACGAGUAUCACCCACACAACAGAUGCUGACGAUUUGUUAACUACUGUUACAUCUGUCACAGACGAGGAUUAUCAGACCACAAAUCUAGACACCACUGAUGGAGCAGAGAGCACAGUCUCUUCCGAAUUAACUUCAUAUUCUACUAAAUACACGGCUUCAAACAACCAGACAACAGAUAUCCCCGCAUCCACUAUGGUGACGAUGGGUGAUACAACCGGUGUAACGGACAGAGAGGUGACAACUCUCCCAGAUGCAUCUACAACAAAUGUAACAAGUACCAAAGGGGAACAAAGUACAGAAUGGCUAGUUUCUGAUACGUCCACUGACAGCUCUAUCAUAUUCACGUCACUGAUGUAUACAGCGACUGAUCAGGCCACAGUGGAUUUGACUGAUACGUAUCUGCCAGGUACGACAAUUGAAACGCCUACAUCAACUGCAGGAGAAGGAGCAACUUCGCUUCUAACAGAAAUUACGUCACAGAGGGGUUUUACAACGUCGCCAAAGACAACGAUUCAUGAGAAAGCUUCGACUAUUAAACCAACAGAGGCCAGGAAAACUGAACCAUCUAAGACUACCCAGUAUUAUUCUUCUGAUCCACCGGCUUCUGUUAGUACUGAUGCAGGGCUUGAAACAACUGCUACGACAUAUUCACCGCAAGACACUACCACGCAUAGUACCACGAUUCCUGGGAAAGUUACGACAGAUAAACCAACCGAGCCCCGGAAAACUGAGCCAGCAAAGACAUCCCUCCAUCACACUUCAGUUACAACGUCUGCGGCUACCUCUAUUAUGGAUCUCUGA